Messenger RNA from Entelurus aequoreus (snake pipefish), 8743 nucleotides. RefSeq names its product EMAP like 1 (gene eml1). Gene Ontology annotation, biological process: microtubule cytoskeleton organization. Gene Ontology annotation, molecular function: microtubule binding. The transcript is spliced from 24 exons. Lineage: Eukaryota; Metazoa; Chordata; Actinopteri; Syngnathiformes; Syngnathidae. The coding region runs from base 496 to 3018 and encodes 840 amino acids. Gene Ontology annotation, cellular component: mitotic spindle. The record is from RefSeq and is a predicted model, not a curated record.
CUAAACACACACACACACACACAUUCAGCCUGUCACACACACAAACGCCUUUGCCUGCUCAAACCCUCCUAAAUCUGUUUUUCUGCUGGAGACCAACGAGAGCCAACAGCUGCCUCUGCUGAGGACAGACAAGAGGAACAGAGGGACGGGAGGAGAGAGGAAAAACCCCAAAAGCCUCUUGAACUUCUGGCUCCGUGACUCCAGCAGUCCAGUCGAGUCCAGCGAGGGAGCGUUUUAUUGUUUCUUCUUUCCCUACGUGACACAAGGGGAACGAAGAGAGAAGAGGGAUCUGGAGUUCACGCCGCACAUACUUGGGAGUGAAUGGGUUGCCAUGGUUACUCACCCAGGGAGCCUGACCUGUGCGGAGUGAAUGGAGGGAGCGCCCCGGACACCGAGUGACACGACAAACUAACCAGGAGGAGAGUCGCUGGAGAACGCGAGAGGGAGCGAAGAGAAGCGAGGCAGAGCAGAAUAAGUGGAGCAGAGAGUCUCAGAAUGGAGGACGGCUUUUCCAGCUACAGCAGCUUGUAUGACACCUCGUCGCUGCUGCAGUUUUGCAAUGAUGACAGUGCGUCCGCAUCCAGCAGCAUGGAGGUCACGGACCGCAUCGCCUCCCUGGAGCAGAGGGUCCAGAUGCAGGAGGACGAGAUCCAGCUGCUCAAGUCCGCUCUGGCUGACGUGGUCCGCAGGCUCAACCAAUCUGAGGAGCAGCAGGCCAUGAGCUCACGACGAGGGCCCACUAAAGAGCCUACUUUGAUGAGAAAGUCUCCCUCAGCAGACAGCCAUGUUGGGAAGUCAGCCCGGCCGAUGAUCGCCACCCUGCCAUUACGACCCUCGGUGAACAACGGGACCAUCGUACCAAAAAAAAGUGGUGGCACUCUGCCAUCCCCAUCUGGUUCUGCAUCCAGAAAGGACACCAGCGCGCCAUCUAGCAGAAGCACGGUGAGGAGAGCCAACUCCAACGAGCAUGUGGGUUCUCUCACACGGAAAGAUUCGGGUGACUCCAAGGGCAACAGAACUCGCGCGGGGUCCACGGGAAGUAAUUCCAGCGGCAAAAGAAGUGACAGCAAGCAGAGGGACCCAGUGUUCAAUGCAGGGAUGCGACGUGUGACCCACUGCAAAGAGGAAGGUUAUGUGAAAAUGUAUCUAAAAGGCCGCCCUAUCACCAUGUUCAUGCCCAAAGACCAAGUGGAAGGCUACUGUCUGGAGGCGAGAGCUGACCUUCCAGUCAACAAACUGAAACUGGACUGGGUAUACGGUUACCGCGGACGAGACUGCCGCUCAAAUCUUUACCUGUUGCCCACCGGGGAAACCGUGUAUUUCAUUGCCUCAGUCGUGGUCCUGUUCAAUGUAGAUGAGCGGCUACAGAGACACUACACUGGACACACAGACGACAUUAAAUGCUUGGCAGUCCACCCUGAUAAAAUUACCAUAGCAACCGGGCAGGUGGCCGGCACCUCUUCUGAGGGUAAAUUGGCUCCACAUAUUCGUGUGUGGGACUCAGUCAGCCUCAACACCCUCCACGUUCUGGGGGCCGCCUACUUUGAGCGAGCCCUUGUCUGCCUGGCUUUUUCCAAGUCGAACGGAGGAAACACUCUCUGCGUCGUUGACGACUCUAAUGACCACGUGCUGUCGGUCUGGGACUGGCAGCGAGAAGACAGACUGGCUGAGGUUAAGAGCUCCAACGAGACAGUCUUCGCUACAGAUUUUCACCCGACUGACAGCAAAAUCCUGGUGACCUGCGGCAAGUCCCAUCUCCAUUUUUGGAGCUUGGAGAAAGGCGUCCUGGUCAAAAAACAAGGCCUUUUUGAAAAACAGGAGAAGCCCAGGUUUGUUUUAUGUGUGACCUUUGCAGAAAACGGAGACACUAUCACAGGAGACUCCAGUGGGAACAUCUUAGUGUGGGGGAAAGGCACUAAUCGCAUCAGCCAUGUCGUCCAAGGAGCUCACGAGGGCAGCAUCUUUGCCCUGUGCAUGCUGAGGAACGGCACGCUGGUGUCCGGAGGUAAAGACUGCCGGCUCAUCUCUUGGGACAGCAGCUACCAGCAGAUCCAAACAUUGGAGGUUCCUGAAUUGUUUGGUCCAAUCCGGACGGUAGCUGAGGGCAGAGGGGAGACUGUUCUCAUCGGAACCACAAAGAAUUUUGUACUACAAGGCACCUUAGAUGGAGAGUUCCUGCCCAUCACACAGGGUCAUACUGACGAACUGUGGGGUCUGGCCGUCCAUCCCAGUAAGCCUCACUUUGUCACCUGUGGCUAUGACCGGCAAGUUAGUCUGUGGGACUCCAGUUCACAUCAGCUCCUCUGGAGUAAAAACAUGGAAGACUCUGCCCAGUCAGCAGACUUCCAUCCGUCCGGAGCUGUGGUUGCCAUAGGAACGCAGACUGGCAGGUGGCUGGUACUGGACACUGACUCCAAGGAUUUAGUCACCGUGCACACCGAUGGCAAUGAACAGCUUUCUGUUAUCAGCUUUGGCCCAGAUGGUAACUUCCUAGCCAUUGGCUCUCAUGACAACUACAUUUACAUCUAUGCUGUGGCAGAAAAUGGCAGGAAGUACAGCAGAGUGGGCAAGUGCUCGGGUCACUCCAGUUUCAUCACCCACUUGGACUGGUCAGUGGACUCGCAGUACCUGGUGUCAAACUCAGGAGACUAUGAGAUACUCUACUGGAUCCCAUCUGUGUGCAAACAGGUGGUCAGCAUGGAGACCAUAAGAGAUAUUGAAUGGGCCACACACACCUGCACUCUUGGCUUUCAGGUUUUUGGUAUGUGGUCCGACGGCUCAGACGGCACCGACAUCAAUGCUGCCAGCAGGUCCAACGAUAAAAGCCUUCUCGCUACCGGGGAUGACUUUGGGAAGGUUCACCUCUUCUCAUAUCCCAGUUCUCAAUUCAGGGCUCCCAGCCAUGUUUACGGUUGCCAUAGCAGUCACGUGACCAAUGUGAGCUUCCUGCAUAACGACUGCUGCCUGGUGUCGACGGGAGGGAAGGACAUGAGUGUGAUGCAAUGGAGGAUAGUUUGAGUGACAAGACGGCACUUGCAGCUCGAAGCUGCGCCACAAGAGAACUGAACCAAGUGGAAAUGCCUGAAAGGUGGAUCUGGACUGAGGUGAACUAACAUAGGGUUUUGUUUGUGGUUCUGCUUUCAGGUGCCACAAAGAGAUGAACUUGGUGAGGUGUUGCUUAGUGUUUCUCCUUUUUUUUUUGCAUUCAAUCACACUACAUGUAAAAAUUGUAAUAUACCAGUUAAUACUUACAUGGAACAUAUCCAACAACAAAAAGAACCAAAGGCUUACAUUUUUCACUGAAUUUGUGCGGUUGUGUACGCUUCUGACACAGCAUUUGGACUAAAGGUUUGUGUGGACUGACUAUAAUCGAUUGAAAUGCAAACUAUAUUGUCUCAACCCACUCAGGAAACCACUGGAAUAAUCACAUUAAUAUGAUGCUCAAUAAAAAGCGCAUAGUUUAUUGGCAGACAUGAACACUUCACACAACAAGGAGGUUAUGAUUACUGGAUACUUGUUGAUGAUCCAGUUAUGAUUCAAGCCGAUUGAAGUGAACAGGAGUAAAGGCUCCAAACGUAUGUGCGGUAAUAAUUAGUGCAUCAGUGUUUUUUGCCAAGAACAGUAUCUUUCUGUUGAAGGGUGAGACCAUAUCACUGUAACUGUCUGAUGUGCACCAUCAGUCCAGGCAAGAUAUUUAAUUUGUCUUUUUAUCCUUUAACCAGCUUGACCAGGCUAGUACAGAAUUUAGUUGCGUCAUCGAGCUUUUAGGAAACCACUCAUGCUUCCAUUCAACCCUGUGAUCUGUUAGUUGAUCUACUGUAAGCUAACAUUUCAGGAACGUUAUUCUGAUUGGAGUAAAAGAUUGUGCGGGGAAUGCUGUGAACUGGAAUCUGUCCUUCUGUACAAUUACCACUGAACAUUUAACUUUUGUCCUACACUAAAACCAAAAUAAAAGCCCUAAGAUUCUGUGUCAAAAUUGUCAACACCCUUUGGCUCAUGUUUUGUUGAAAACAUACAUGGUUCAUCAAUUGUUUUUCUAUUAAAAACUUAAAACCGAACCCCAUAAAAAUGUUAUUAAAUCCCACAAAAGUCCGGCAAAUUGACCUUAAACUUCAGUUUGUGUGCGAUCGUUUCCCCAAGUUUCAGUUAUUUUGGUCGCUUUGCAUUAAAGUCAUGUUUUUUUGGGUUUUUUUACAAAUCAUGCUUCACGUGGGCAAACUUGUAUACCGUUCCUCUUUGGGAUUUCAAAAUCAAGUCCCAUAACUCACUGCACUUCUGAACGUAGUCAAAAAUUCAGCUUUUUGAUGAAGCAUAACAAUAUUUAAAAAUUUCCUCCUGAAAAUGUUCUUGUACUACAGCAGGCCUAAUCAAUUAGUGGCCCGAGUUUAGUUCCAAACUUGGGAAACAAACAGUAAAUUCCUAAAAACACUGAGUGCUCCUGUUGUAAAGAGGAACUUGGACCACUGUAAACACAUUGGCAGACCCUUGCAUUGACAUUUUAACCUGGUUAGCAAACAUAGAACACUGGGGUCUAAACUUGUGAUUUACAUAACUGAGGUGUUCCUCAUGGCACCCCUUUAGGUUCUCUCCUUUUUAGCAGUUAUUUGUGAUUUAUGAAACUAAGGUGUUGCUGUAACCUAUUUACUUCAGAUGGAGUCAGUAGUCAUUUGUUCAACUUCUUUAGUUAAAAUGUAUUGUUUAUCAAGGUUCCAUUUUAGGUCCUUUUUUUUCAUCAUUUAGGCUAUUCAACUGGUGGCCAGGAGUUAGUUCAAAGACUGUUGAGAGAGUUCACAUUUUUACUUUUAGAUUCUUAAAAACACCAGAGUGCUGUCAUAGAGAUAAUCUUUGACUAGAUUUUUUGCAGAAGGUCCUUCAAAAACAACAGAGAGCUCCUGGAACUCUGGCAAAAUUAAUAUAUUAAAAUCAGAUGUCUACUGUCGAGGAUGCUGGUUUUCCAAAAUAUGCAACAUGAGACUAAUAAGAAGUCAGAUCUAAGGUUUUUGGAAAUGAGGACCCCAGUACUAUUUAGUUAAAUAUCCCUGCAGUGCAGUGUCUGAUUUGUUGGCCUCUAAACAAAAUACAUGUUCUUGGUUGACCAAGACAUGUUGGAGAAGACUAUUGUUCCAAAAACUGCUCAGUGGCCUUGUGGUUAGAGUGUCCGCCCUGAGAUAGGUAGGUCGUGAGUUUAAACCCCGUCCGAGUCAUACCAAAGACAUUACCUCCCUGCUUGGCACUCAGCAUCAAGGGUUGGAAUUGGGGGGUUAAAUCACCAAAAUGAUUCCCGAGCGUGGCCGCUGCUGCUCAAUGCUCCCCUGACCCCACCAGGGGGUGGAACAAGGGGAUGGGUCAAAUGCAGAGGCUAAUUUCACCUCACCUAGUGUGUGUGUGACUAUCAGUGGUACUUUAACUUUAACUUUAAUAUUUCAAGGACAAAGUUGGCUUGUAUACCCUGAAAAAAAAAGAAGAUAUAUUAUAUUCAAAGAUUUUUGAGUUCUGUUUUCUCAGGCAUCACCCUGUCUGCUUGAAUCCUCCAGAGGGUUCUUAUUCCAUGGAAGAUUUGAAACACUCUACUUUGUUGUGUUUUGUAUGAAUGCAAUCGAUAUAUUCUGCCGGGAGGUUAUCGGGAGAGGCGCUGAAUACCGGGAGUCUCCCGGUAAAACCGGGAGGGUUGGCAAGUAGGAUGUGGAGCCAGAGUUUUCAGUGACCCUCUCUUCAGAGAAUUGUAUGCCGGUCAUCCUCCAAAAAAGGUUAUUUACCACAUAUUUGGUUUACUUUUUCAUUGUAGGAGCUAAAAGUCAAUUAAUUUUGCCUGACAUGACGGAAGUUAGCUUAGAAAGGUUUUCUUAAUUUUCUUAAGCUGCUGCACCUGUUUUUUUUGUCACCUCACACAUUGGAAACCACUGGUCUAGUUUAUGCUAAAGUUACCAAAAUCAUACGAGUACUUUUUAAAAUCUAAUGUAUGAAAAUGUUGAAUAUUUUACUAGUAUCAAGUCUAUUGCCACUAGGGGUGUAAAUAUUUGGGCGCCUAACAAUUUAAUCCAAUUCCAAUUCCUGGGGUGACGAUUCCAUUCGGAAUCGAUUCUAGAUUCUUCAAACCGAUUUUGCGAUGUACUGUUGGGUAUAAUAAUUAUAAUGGAACUUUUUCAAAACAAAUUACAGGUUAGAAAAGUUUCUUUAAGUUAUAUGGAGAUGGCCUAAAAACUUAUUUUUAAAAAUAGAUACCCAUAAAAAAAGAAAAGCAUUUAUUUUAAAUAUAUUUGAUUUAUUUUUAAUAGUUUCAAAAAUUGACUAUUAUUAUUAUUUUAUUUUAAAUGAUUAAUCAAUUUAGUAUUUGGAUGAAUAAGAAUUGCGAUUUAUAUGUGACUAGAUUUUUUGUGAAACCCUAAUUGCCACUCUUUUGGUUCAUUGCCAACUAUUCAGCUGAUAAAAAAAAUAUAUGCCUUCUCUAUUAAUUAAUAAUAUGUAAUAUUCAGCAUGCUAAUCAUUCUGUAAUUGAGAACUCGACCAGAACAUGUUAUAAAAUAAUUUACACAAUAUUUCAGCCAACCAGGAAAAUACCCCCACCCCCAUAUUCCUAAACUGAUGUACUAGCAUUUCUUUAGGUGCAAAUAUCACAGAAUAACAUUACAAAACAUCUCUGACAAAUCAUGAUCAUAAUGUAAGACAUUUUUAUUUUGUUGUCAGGGUUUCCCCAUGUGGGGGUGGGGGCGUGGUUAGGGGCGUGGUUGAUAUGACGUCAUUGCAUAAUUUGCUAUGAUGCAUAUAUUUAAAAAAAAGGCACAAAAAAAUGUAUAUAUAUUUAAAACUAACCUGUUAAGUAUAGUAUUAACAUAUAUAUUUUUUACAUAUUAUAAUUGUGUUCUACUUUUAAAUGGUUGAUGCUUAUUGUACAAUAUACUUAUACUUUUAAUUUUUUAAAUUUUUUUUAGAGAUUCCUCAAAUUCUUUUAGUCACUUUAUAUGUAAUAAAAACGAUUGGCAACAAACCUAGUAUCUAUUGUUGGUGUUAUUGGCGACUGCACUCAUGUUUAGAGACUCUGUUUAGAUACUGUCGCGCCAUCUCCGUUAUGAAAAGCGAGCCUGACGUCACACUUGCGUCUCGCUAGUGGGAGCCUUUCUCUCAUUAAAAGCCGCCAGUGUCAUCUUAAAUUGUGAAAAUCGCUGUCCGCGGGUAGUAGGGUACAUCUCGAAUAUAUUAAAGUACGUCCACAGCGCGGACACGCUUCCCCCGCUCCAGACAACCCUGUGCGUAUGGCUGGUGUUAAUGUGUAUGUUAGUGUGUUGUGGUGGUCAUUUUUCCCAUGGUCUCUUUGAACACACCGUGUCGGCGGAGAACGAAGAAGUGUUGUGUGUGAGUGUCUAUGAGUGAAGCACGGAGGCAGACGUGUGUGCACGGAGGAAAUUGGAAUUGGGCUUGUUGUUAGCAUAAAAUUGGCCAAAAAAGAUAAAAAGAGCGUCAAACUUGGUUUGUUUUCUUCUGGACACUACAAUACAGUUAAUUUGUUAGGUGUGGCUAAUAUAAAGCCCACACAUUAAGGAAAAACCCUAAUCGUAUUUAAACCGGAUGUAUAGCGUAGCGCUUUUAUUUUGAAGCUGAAAAAGUGUGUGAUUGGUUUGAGAAAGUGUCUUGACAUGUUUUGAUAUCGGAACGACUGUUUGCAAUUAAAAAAAGUCUCCUUUCGCCAUCCUGCCGACCGUCUCUCAUUUCUGCUGAGCUUUUAUGUGAUCUUACUUACUGAAUCAGUCACAGUAACAAUCUAAAUGUUAUGUUAUUGUCACUGCACCUUAACCGUAAUCUGCACACGGAAGUGAGGCGCCACCCACCUCUAGAACGACACGCACAGCAGGUGUUUGCUGCAGGGAUGUCGCCUCUUGUCACGGCGAAAAAUAGUCUUUCUUGUCGGGAGAAAAACUUGCCAUGGCUUUGAACCUGAUAUUUCCUUAAGGUAGACUUUUCUUUGUCCAUUUCUGCUCCGCUUAUCAGUAGCAAAUAAACUGUUCACCCUGUACACCUCAGACUUCCAGAGUAGCUCCUGGUCCUGACACCUUCACAAAUACUCUGAUGACACUGCUGUGGUCGGGUGUAUCGGAGAGAGACAGGAAAUUGGAGUACAGGACACUGAUCGCGUGGUCUCAGGCUAACUAUCUGCUCCUGAAUGUGGACAAGACCAAGGAGUUGGUCAUCGACUUCAGGAAGAAAAGGGCCCCAGUGGCAUACUUGCCAACCCUCCCGUUUUUAGCGGGAGAAUCCCGGUAUUCAGCGCCUCUCCCGACAACCUCCCGGCAGAGAUUUUCUCCCGACAAACUCCCGGUAUUCAGCCGUAGCUGGAGGCAACGCCCCCUCCAGCUCAAUGUGGACCUGAGACUGAGUGGGAACAGCAUGUUCUCACUUCCGCUUUCCCACAAUAUAAACAGCUUGCCUGCCCAAUGACGUCAUAACAUCUAGGGCUUUUAGAGAGUAGAGUGCACAACUGCACACAAAACAAGGAGACGAAGCAGAAAAACGAGGAAAUUACAGACAUGGCGACGCCGUCGACGAGCAAGGUGAAGAAAUACGCUUGCAAGUUCCAAAACAAAUGGAAACAAGAAUUUCAGUUCAUCCAGGACAGUUCGAAGGGGAAGGUGUAUGUUGCCUGUAAAUUUUGUAGAACAGACUUCUCCAUUGAACACGGUGGCCGAAAUGAUAUACUCAUCAUGAACGGAGAAGUUAAACAGGACAAUACUGCCAUCUAAUGGAUAGCCAC